Alnus glutinosa is the source of this 978-nucleotide messenger RNA. Its product is annotated as glucosamine 6-phosphate N-acetyltransferase-like. NCBI's taxonomy places the organism in Eukaryota, Viridiplantae, Streptophyta, Magnoliopsida, Fagales, Betulaceae. The record is from RefSeq and is a predicted model, not a curated record. Bases 266 to 739 code for a protein of 157 amino acids. Gene Ontology annotation, biological process: UDP-N-acetylglucosamine biosynthetic process. Gene Ontology annotation, molecular function: monosaccharide binding; glucosamine 6-phosphate N-acetyltransferase activity. The transcript is spliced from 2 exons. Gene Ontology annotation, cellular component: Golgi apparatus; endoplasmic reticulum-Golgi intermediate compartment; endoplasmic reticulum.
AUCGAGGGAAGGAGACGGAGAUGGAGAUGAAUAAGAAGAAGAUGGAGGGUCUUCGUGAAGAACAGAAGACGAAGAAACGGAGCUUAGAAGCCUCUGGUUCUCUCGGAUUCGGCCUGCCAGGUACGGCACCAAGCGCUGAAUGGCCAAUCUCACCAUCUCUCUCUCUCUCUGUCUGUUACCUUCUCUUUCUCAGAGCGCCAAACCAGAUCUGAAAAAAUAACCAUGAAUAGAUCUUAAGGCAAUCCUAAAGUCCCACUUGGAAAAGAUGCCGGCCGGUGACUCGCCCAGCGAAGAACCAAAGUUUCAAGUCCGUAGAUUACAGAUCUCAGACAAAAGCAAGGGUUUCAUAGAGCUAUUGCGGCAACUAACUGUCUGUGACUCUGUAUCUGACAAGGAUUUUGAAGAUCGAUUUCAGGAGAUCAGCUCCCUUGGAGAUCACCAUGUGAUUUGUGUUAUUGAAGAUGAAUGUUCUGGUAAGAUUAUUGCAACAGGGAGCGUGUUCAUUGAGAAGAAAUUUUUCAGGAAUUGUGGCAAAGUUGGGCACAUUGAAGAUGUUGUGGUUGACACCAAUGCUCAAGGGAUGCAAUUAGGCAAGAAAAUCAUUGCGUUCCUCAUGGAUCAUGCUUGUUCAAUGGGGUGUUAUAAGGUGAUUCUUGACUGCAGUUUGGAGAAUAGAGCGUUUUAUGAGAAAUGUGGUUUCAAGCAGAAAGAAAUUCAGAUGGCCAAGUAUUUUGUUUGAUUUGUUUGUGUUACUUCUUCCAUUGCAGUUUUGGUAGUGAUUGUUGUUUGAAUGUAUUUGGAGAUUUUUUUUCUAUUGGACUGAGGAAAACCUCUCUGUGCAUUUGGCACUGACGACUUGCUUUGGUUCAAGUUGAUUUUGUUGCUUCAUGCAGUAAAUCCUUUGUGGGAUACAGUUUGUGGUUAGUAGAAUAAAAAUGCAUAUUUACAAUUGUGAAAAUUUGGAUAUAUUAGAUUAUG